Plasmodium yoelii is the source of this 1965-nucleotide messenger RNA. RefSeq names its product PIR protein. Bases 1 to 1965 code for a protein of 654 amino acids. The transcript is spliced from 3 exons. The record is from RefSeq and is a predicted model, not a curated record. NCBI's taxonomy places the organism in Eukaryota, Apicomplexa, Aconoidasida, Haemosporida, Plasmodiidae.
AUGACGCGCAAUGUGUGUGAUGCAUUUAAAGAAGUUGAGGAAUAUUUGCCUGAUAAUUUUCUUUUCGAGAAGGAUCAUGACUCUAAUCAAAAAUAUAAUACUUAUUGUCAAAAUAACAAGAAAAAAGAGAAAGGAGAAUGUCAAACUAUCGCUCAAGCAGUUAACGGUACUACUUUAUUAUUACUUAAUAACUUAUUCAAUGGAAAAUAUUAUAAAGAAUCUGAAAAUGAAAAUAACGAAUAUAUCACGUAUAUUAUGCUAUGGUUAAGUAAUAAAAUGAAACUAAUUAAAAAAGGGAGCUACGGAAGCGUGGGAGAUUUUUAUGUCACAUUUAUAGACGAUAAUACACGUUAUAACAAAUAUAUUAAUAAUAUCAAUAGUAAAAAAAAGAUAAUGAGAAUUAAAAUUAAUGAAAUGCGUAAACUUUAUGAGUUACUUAAUGAGCUGUGUAAUGCAAUUACUAAACAUACCACCGAUCCUUUAAAUUGCUCCAAUUUUUCAAAAUUUGUUAAUGAUUGGAUAAAACUAUACAUACAACUUGUUUUAAAAAAAAAAAAAUUUUUUGAAGAUGAAUAUUAUUGUAAUGUAUUGGUGACUUUAAAAAAUGCUUAUGAGAAAUUUAAAAAAGAUAAUGAUACCAAAAAAAAUUUUCCAGAAAUUAUAGAGAUAGAAAAAAUAAAAACUUGUGAGGAAUUAGGUAAAGAAGCAACAAGUUCAUCGAAAGUUCUAAAAGUGGAGUUCAAUGAAGUGAAGACACAAAAUGAUUUAGAGAAAGGCAAAGAUACCUCGAGACAUAUAGAUUUUAAAAAUGCAUUUGAAAUUUAUAGUUCAUUUUUUAGUAUUAUGUUUACUAAUAUUAGAGAUAACUUAUAUGAAAAUGUAUUUCCAACGUUAAAAAAUUUUUACGGUAGAUUAAAAAAUUAUGCUGAUAUCACGAUUAGUUAUAUGAAUGAACAACUUAAAAAAACAAUAGAAACUCCUAUAUUAGAUAAUUGUAUGCCUGAGAAAAAAGAAACAGGAGGUGAACCAUCAUCAUCUCAAGAAAAUCCAUCUGACUCAUCUGAUCCAUCUGAACCGUCAUCACUAUCAGGUCCUAAGGAACAAAUUGCCACAUCGCAAUUAUCUAUGGGCACAUCUGAAAAAGGAAAUUUGGAUCAAAGGGAUCAAGGAAGCUCUCAAAACCCAGUGUCAAGACAAGUGACGAAACCAGAAAAUGCAGUAUCCGAAGUAGCAGGAGGUGGAACAACAGAAAUAGGUGAUAAUCCACUCAACGUAUACAAGAAAAUGGGAAUUUCAAUUCUAAUUCUUUUAAUACCCAUUGCUUUAGUUAUUAUGUACAAGUAUUUGCCAUUUGGAUGGAGAAAGAAAUCGAAGAAAAAAAAAAAGAUGAAAAAGGCUAUAAAUAUGUUUGGUACAAAUGAAACGACAGAAAGUGUUAUAAACCCAACUGAUCGAAAAAAACAAAUGCAAAUAAUUAUAAAUUUAUCUACUCAAAACAAACAGGGUAAAAAGUUUAUAAAUUCAUCUACUCCAAAAAAACAGGAUAAACAGUUUAUAAAUUCAUCUACUCCAAAAAAACAGGAUAAAAAGCUUACCAAUUCAUGCACUCCAAAAAAACAGGAUAAACAAUUUAUAAAUUCAUCCACUCCAAAAAAACAGAAUAAACAAUUUAUAAGUUCAUCUACUCAAAAAAAACAUGAUAAAAAGUUUAUAAAUUCAUCUACUCAAAAAAAACAGGAUAAAAAGUUUAUAGAUUUAUCUACUCAAAAAAAACAGGAUAAAAAGUUUAUAGAUUUAUCUACUCAAAAAAAACAGGCUAAACAUUUUAUAAAUUCCAUUUAUUGGGAAAAAUAUCCAUUAUUAAAUAUAUAUAAACUUAUGAAGGCCGAUCCUGUACCAUUUAUUAUUUUAUUUUUGUUAUUUAUUUUUUAUGUUUAUAAAAGAAAAGGUGAUUCUUUAGAAUAA